AUGACCGCAGAAGCCAGCGGCCCUCCGUUGACUCCUCCGCCCAGACCUCAUCUGAACGGUCUCUCUAUGACCGAGUACACUGCUGCCCCAACGCCUCCUGCCACUCGAUUGGAAAGAGCUAUCAACCAAUCUCAGAACUCCCAAGUCCCAGAAGAUUUUGUUUUGCCCUCUGGCUACCCCGAUUACCUUCGGUUGAUUCUUACCUCGCGCGUCUACGAUGUCAUCGAAGAAACACCUCUACAGCACGCGGCCAAUCUUAGCAACCGCUUAGAAUGCAAGGUGCUACUCAAGCGAGAGGACUUGUUGCCGGUUUUCAGUUUCAAGCUGCGCGGAGCGUACAAUAAGAUGGCACAUUUGAGCAGUAACCAGCGCUGGAAGGGAGUCAUUGCGUGCUCUGCUGGUAAUCACGCUCAAGGCGUCGCAUACUCGGCCCGGAAAUUGAAGAUACCUGCUACUAUUGUGAUGCCUUCUGGAACACCAGCAAUUAAGCAUCUAAAUGUCUCUCGUUUGGGUGGUAGCGUCGUCCUCCACGGUAACGAUUUCGACGGUGCGAAAGAAGAAGCCCACAGGCUCGAAAAGUUACACAACCUGACCAGUAUCCCGCCAUUUGAUGACCCUUACGUUAUUGCAGGCCAAGGUACUAUCGGAAUGGAGGUUGUACGCCAGGCUAAGCUGCAGAACUUGGAGGCCGUAUUCUGUUGUAUCGGUGGUGGUGGACUUAUUGCCGGGGUUGGCGCCUACAUCAAGCGUAUUGCACCUCAUGUCAAAAUCAUUGGUGUUGAGACAUUCGAUGCCAAUGCAAUGGUCCAAUCACUACAAAAGGGUGAACGAGUCAUGCUGAAAGAGGUCGGGCUUUUUGCCGACGGUGCCGCCGUGAAACUUGUCGGCGAGGAAACAUUCCGUAUUUGUCGCGACGUAGUUGACGACAUCAUCCAAGUGACGACCGACGAAAUAUGUGCUGCGAUCAAGGAUGUCUUUGAAGAUACACGGUCUGUCCUUGAGCCAGCUGGAGCCCUUGCUUUGGCCGGCUUGAAGAAAUACGUCGCCAUCAACCCCGACCCCAACACAAACAGGGAGCUAGUUGCUGUGACUUCAGGUGCAAAUAUGGACUUUGAUCGCCUCAGAUUCGUUGCAGAGCGAGCUGCGCUUGGUGAGAAAAAGGAAGCCUUACUGAGUGUCGCUAUUCCGGAGCGACCCGGUGCCUAUGCUGCAUUGAUAGACAUUAUUGCACCUCACGCGAUUACUGGCUUCAACUACCGUCUCUCCCGUCAAGACGUGGCUAACGUUCUCAUGGGAAUCUCCUUGCCUGCGUCGACACGGGCCCACGAACUCGAGAAUAUCUUCGCCGGACUGGAAAAGGCCGGCAUGUCAGCGUCUGACCUCAGCGACGACGAACUUGCCAAAACUCAUAUUCGCUAUUUGGUCGGCGGCCCAAGUGGCGUGCAAGAUGAACGAUUGUUCAUGUUCCAGUUCCCCGAGAGGCCCGGUGCGCUGCAGAAGUUCCUCACCCAUCUUCGCCCAACUCACAACAUCACUCUCUUCCAUUACCGCAAUCACGGCGGAGAUGUUGGUCGGGUGCUAGCAGGUAUUCAAUGCCCGGUUUCAGAGGACGCGGAACUCACUUCCUUCCUUAAUGACCUGGGAUACCCAUACGAAGAUUGCACAAAUUCCCCCACAUACAAGAUGUUUUUGCGUCAGGACUAA
Messenger RNA from Talaromyces rugulosus, 1704 nucleotides. RefSeq lists its product as uncharacterized. Gene Ontology annotation, molecular function: threonine deaminase activity; pyridoxal phosphate binding. Gene Ontology annotation, biological process: L-threonine catabolic process. The transcript is spliced from 3 exons. Bases 1 to 1704 code for a protein of 567 amino acids. NCBI's taxonomy places the organism in Eukaryota, Fungi, Ascomycota, Eurotiomycetes, Eurotiales, Trichocomaceae. The record is from RefSeq and is a predicted model, not a curated record.